Brassica oleracea var. oleracea is the source of this 1403-nucleotide messenger RNA. Its product is annotated as putative S-adenosyl-L-methionine-dependent methyltransferase MAV_4873. Gene Ontology annotation, molecular function: methyltransferase activity. The record is from RefSeq and is a predicted model, not a curated record. Lineage: Eukaryota; Viridiplantae; Streptophyta; Magnoliopsida; Brassicales; Brassicaceae. Gene Ontology annotation, biological process: methylation.
AUGAUCUACUUGAAACCUCUGCUUCCAUCAGAGGUGUUAUCAUCAUCAUCGAGAUUCAGAUUCAGCGAUUCAUCAUCACUGAUGCAAGGUCUAUGUGCUCCACCUCUGCACUUUCCGGCCACCGCACCCCGUCGCCGUCGAACUCUGAAAACCGUCGCUCGUUCAGCGAGGGCAGAGCUCAGAGAAGAUAGCGACCCCUUAAUCCAAUCAGCUAUUCAUUCAGCGUCUCUUCGUCUGGGAGAAACCAAUCGAACAGAGCCUCUAUUCAUCGACCCUUAUGCCGCAUGCUUCUUUCCUCCUUUUACAAACAAGGAACCGAACAUCCAUAAACACCAACACCAUCAUUACUGUCUUGCAACAAAGUUUAUUGAUGACAAGUUGUUACAUACAGCUAAACGCAUUGAUGGACUAAAGCAGGUUGUCUUGUUCACAGAUGGGAUGGAUACUCGUCCUUAUAGGCUUAACUGGCCAUCUUCUACUAUGAUCUUUGAUGUUUCACCACAAAAGGUUUUCGAUAUAGCAUCUGACAAGCUUCAAGGUGUGGGAGCUAGGCUUCCUAAAGGUUGCAUGUUCUUUCACCUUCCUGUGGAAUCAGGAGACAUAGAGCAAUGUUUACGGUCCAAAGGGUUUAGUGGGAACCGGCCAAGUAUAUGGGCAAUGCAGGGCUUACCUCUCGAGUCACAAUCGAGCUUUGAAGCGAUUUUAUCAGCAGUUAGUAGCUUAGCCAUGAAUGAAAGCUAUCUCAUUGGAGAAUUGCCUAUAGAUAUCAUAGACCAGUCUGAUUUGAAAAAUUGGAUGGAGAAGCUGUUCAUGAGCAACGGUUUCAAGGUGCAGAUAGUUAGCUAUGAAGAGAUCGCUGCGAGUUUAGGCGUUGUAUUACAUUCACAAGUAAACAAUGACAAGAUUAUGUUUAUUGCACAACAGCUCAAGUUUUCAGAUGAUCAGAUGGAGAAAUGGAGACAAGAGUUUGAGAGGGUGGAAGAAGAUGGAGAUGAACAGGGAUUUGAAGAGCUCUGAAAUAAACAACAAUGUCUUCUAAAUAAAGUUAAGCUCCGGAAUUGUCUGCAGUUCUUGGAGAAACUUCACAGCAUUGUAAUUCCAACUCAUCUGUUCACACAGUCAACAGAACUUGUUUUGAACUGGAACAGAAUUUGGCAACACUGUUUCCACUCUAGCUACUGCAUGGGUCAUCCCACCCAUCAAGUUUACAGUUCAACUCAAGACAGACAAAGGAAACUGUUUCAUAUACAAGUUAAUUUGUUUUUAUGAGUUGCUCAUUCAGUUUCUUUAAUGGAAGCUUGUUUAUCACUUGAUGGGUUUACAUGGUAUUUAACUAUUUAUACAUGUAAAACUUGUAAGAUCAAGUUCAGGAUCUGUCUGCAGUUAUUGGAGUUGCAGAAACU